This is a messenger RNA of Tachysurus vachellii, 1248 nucleotides long. Its product is annotated as dentin sialophosphoprotein-like. NCBI's taxonomy places the organism in Eukaryota, Metazoa, Chordata, Actinopteri, Siluriformes, Bagridae. The record is from RefSeq and is a predicted model, not a curated record. The transcript has 2 exons. The annotation marks the transcript as partial.
AUGCAUGACAGCAGCAGUAGUAAUAGUGACAGUAGCAGUAGUAAUAGUGACAGCAGCAGUAGUAAUAGUGACAGUAGCAGUAGUAAUAGUGACAGCAGCAGUAAUAGUGACAGCAGCAGUAGUAAUAGUGACAGCAGCAGUAAUAGUGACAGCAGCAGUAGUAAUAGUGACAGUAGCAGUAGUAAUAGUGACAGCAGCAGUAGUAAUAGUGACAGCAGCAGUAGUAAUAGUGACAGCAGCAGUAGUAAUAGUGACAGUAGCAGUAGUAAUAGGGACAGCAGCAGUAGUAAUAGUGACAGUAGCAGUAGUAAUAGGGACAGCAGCAGUAGUAAUAGUGACAGUAGUGGUAGUAAUAGUGACAGCAGCAGUAGUAAUAGUGACAGUAAUAGUAGUAAUAGUGACAGCAGCAGUAGUAUUAGGGACAGCAGUAGUAGUAAUAGUUGUAGCAGUAGUAGUAAUAGUUGUAGCAGUAGUAGUGAUAGUGACGGUGGCAGUAGUAAUAGGGACAGCAGCAGUAGUAAUAGUGACGGUGGCAGUAGUAAUAGGGACAGCAGUAGUAGUAAUAGGGACAGCAGCAGUAGUAAUAGGGACAGCAGCAGUAGUAAUAGUGACAGCAGCAGUAGUAAUAGUGACAGCAGCAGUAGUAAUAGGGACAGCAGUAGUAGUAAUAGGGACAGCAGCAGUAGUAGUGAUAGUGACAGUAGUAGUAAUAGUGACAGCAGCAGUAGUAUUAGGGACAGCUGUAUUAGUAAUAGUGACGGCAUCAGUAGUAUUAGGGACAGCAGUAGUAGUAAUAGUGACAGUAGCAAUAGUAAUAGUUGUAGCAGUAGUAGUGAUAGUGACAGUAGUAGUAGUAAUAGUGACAGCAGUAUUAGUAAUAGUGACGGCAGCAGUAGUAAUAGGGACAGCAGUAGUGGUAAUAGUUGUAGCAGUAGUAAUAGGGACAGCAGCAGUAGUAAUAGUGACAGCAGCAGUAGUAAUAGUGACAGCAGCAGUAGUAAUAGGGACAGCAGUAGUAGUAAUAGGGACAGCAGUAGUAGUAAUAAGGACAGCAGUAGUAGUAAUAAGGACAGCAGCAGUAGUAAUAGGGACAGCAGUAGUAGUAAUAGUGACAGCAGCAGUAGUAAUAGUGACAGCAGCAGUAGUAAUAGGGACAGCAGCAGUAGUAAUAGGGACAGCAGAAGUAGUAAUAAGGACAGCAGCAGUAGUAAUAUUGACAGCAGCAGUAGUAAUAGUGACAGCAGCAGU